GGAGAGGGCCCCUGCAGAGGAGGACAUUCCGGGAGGCAGUGGGCACCUCGGGACCCCGGGGAGGUGUGGCCCGCCCUGACCUCAGCAGCUCCAGCAGCGUGAGAAAUACCUAAUCAUUACAUGUUGGAGUUUUUAUGGCUGAAAUUUUUGUGAACUUUGACAGUCUUUGAAAAAUUGGUCAUUUUUGCCUUUGUUAAAUAUUUUGUAAAUAGACACUAAUCGAAGUGCAACUUGCAGGGAUCUUGUGCUUUAGUAAGAUGAAAUGUGGCAACUGUGGGGAAAUUUCAGAGAAGUGGCAAUACAUCCGCCUGAUGGACAGUGUGGCGUUGAAGGGAGGUCGUGGCAGUGCCUCUAUGGUCCAGAAGUGCAAGCUGUGUGCACGGGAAAAUUCCAUCGAGAUUUUGAGCAGCACUAUCAAGCCUUAUAAUGCUGAAGAUAAUGAGAAGUUCAAGACAAUUGUGGAGUUUGAGUGCCGGGGUCUUGAACCAGUUGAUUUCCAGCCCCAGGCAGGAUUUGCUGCUGAGGGUGUGGAGUCAGGGACAGUCUUCAGUGACAUUAAUUUGCAGGAGAAGGACUGGACGGACUAUGACGAAAAGGCUCAGGAGUCUGUGGGAAUCUUCGAGGUCACACACCAGUUUGUGAAGUGCUGAACCCUCUUGCUGCACACUUCCCCUUAAGAACUGAGAAGAGACAAAGUGGCCCAAGCAGUAGCACCUGCAGAGGCUGGUGCCCAUGCCCCUCAUCUCUUGGCAGCUGUACAGUGCCCUCUCAGUCUGCAUGCUGGGCUUUGUCUUAGUUCCUGAGCCUCACCAAUAAAGCCCCUGUUCUGGCCACGCUGGUGUGUGAGGGAGAA
Molecule: messenger RNA, 853 nt
Organism: Chinchilla lanigera (long-tailed chinchilla)
Lineage: Eukaryota; Metazoa; Chordata; Mammalia; Rodentia; Chinchillidae
Gene: Czib
Product: chromosome unknown open reading frame, human C1orf123
Exons: 7
Coding region: 258-650 (130 amino acids)
Molecular function (GO): zinc ion binding
Source: RefSeq, a predicted model, not a curated record